Messenger RNA from Dendrobium catenatum, 1583 nucleotides. RefSeq names its product GDSL esterase/lipase At5g33370-like. Bases 74 to 1207 code for a protein of 377 amino acids. Gene Ontology annotation, molecular function: hydrolase activity, acting on ester bonds. The record is from RefSeq and is a predicted model, not a curated record. The transcript has 5 exons. NCBI's taxonomy places the organism in Eukaryota, Viridiplantae, Streptophyta, Magnoliopsida, Asparagales, Orchidaceae.
UAUAAAGCCUCUCCCCUCUCACUUUCAUGUACCUAACAUCAGCUAGCCCUUCUCUUCUUCUUAUUCUUCAGUCAUGGAAUCCUUCAUGACUCUAUUUAUCUCCUUGCUUGAAAUAUUGCUAGCUCUUGGAAGCUGGACUGUGCCUUCUGAGGCCAAGGCUUUCUUCGUCUUCGGAGACUCCCUCGUCGAUAAUGGCAACAAUAACUUUCUCGCAACCACUGCUCGAGCCGAUUCGCCGCCAUAUGGCAUCGAUUACCCGACGCAUCGGCCCACCGGCCGCUUCUCAAAUGGCUUAAACAUUCCAGAUAUUAUCAGUGAGCAAAUUGGCGCUGAGACUACAUUGCCUUAUUUGAGCCCUGAGCUGCGUGGGGAGAGAUUGCUUGUGGGAGCUAAUUUUGCUUCAGCUGGCAUUGGAAUUCUGAAUGAUACUGGCAUUCAAUUUUUUAAUAUCAUAAGAAUCAACAAGCAGCUGGAGUACUUCCAGCAGUACCAGCGGAGGCUGAGCUCUCUGAUUGGUCCAGUUCAGAGUCAACAUUUGGUCAACGGCGCUCUUGUUCUGAUCACUCUCGGCGGGAACGACUUCGUCAACAACUAUUAUUUGGUGCCUUACUCUGCCAGAUCUCGAGAAUUCUCUUUGCCUGAUUAUGUUCAGUACCUCAUCUCUGAGUAUAAGAAGAUUCUUGCGAGACUGUAUGAGCUGGGAGCCAGGCGGGUUCUGGUCACCGGCACCGGUCCACUAGGCUGUGUGCCGGCCGAGCUUGCCCUAAGAAGCCGAACCGGUGACUGUGACCCGGAGCUCGAACGGGCCGGGGAUCUCUUCAACCCACAGCUGGUCCAACUCUUGGCGGAUCUCAACCGUCAGAUCGGAGCAGACGGAAAUCAAAUGUCACUAUGCAUUAUUAUCAAAAUGCAUGCACUAUAUAUAUGCUUCAUGAUCAUUUGGCUUAAUGUUGAUGAGGUGACUAAUUUUGCAGGUUUUGUAACAUCAAAAAUUGCAUGCUGUGGACAAGGUCCAUAUAAUGGAAUUGGCCUUUGCACAGUGGCUUCAAACUUGUGCCCAAAUAGAGAUAUUUAUGCUUUCUGGGACGGAUUCCACCCAUCAGAGAAAGCAAAUCGCAUCAUUGUUAGCCAAUUCAUGACUGGUUCAGUUGAGUACAUGAAUCCAAUGAACUUGAGCACCAUAUUAGCCAUGGAUGAGAAGGCUUAAUUAGAAUUAAUCAACUUUGGCUGAAGAUUUUAAUCAUGCUAUUAUAUUAUUAUAAAAUAAUUAGUAUGUUUUUAAUGAAGUUUUACUUACUUAGGCUUCAUUUGGGAUGGCUUUCCAACUAUUUUUUAAAGUAGUUUUUUAGUGCAAAUAUUUAAAAUCUUUGUACUAAAAAGCUGCUUUAAGUAGUAAGAAAGCAGUCCCAAACGAAACUUUAGUUUGUGGUUAGUUGUUUCUGUAAUGUGGCCAUGUGAGAAGUGAAGUGUUCUUAUUUUGACAUUUAAUAAUUAUGGCUUCAGCAAAAUUCCAUGUUUAUGUGAUUGUUCUUUUGGUUGUUACUAAGCUAAUAUUUUGUUUAUUUAUGGGGUUUUUAAUGAAA